Messenger RNA from Melanotaenia boesemani (Boeseman's rainbowfish), 3440 nucleotides. It is a transcript of the gene sim1a, whose product is annotated as SIM bHLH transcription factor 1a. The coding region runs from base 364 to 2640 and encodes 758 amino acids. Gene Ontology annotation, molecular function: protein dimerization activity; RNA polymerase II transcription regulatory region sequence-specific DNA binding; DNA-binding transcription factor activity, RNA polymerase II-specific. The transcript has 13 exons. The record is from RefSeq and is a predicted model, not a curated record. Gene Ontology annotation, biological process: regulation of transcription by RNA polymerase II. Lineage: Eukaryota; Metazoa; Chordata; Actinopteri; Atheriniformes; Melanotaeniidae.
GGAGGAUAUGCGACCGCGGGGCUUUUUUUGAGCUCUUGUUUAGACUCUGUCACCUCCGACUAGAAGAUCACCGAUUUAUGUGUGUUAAGAGAUGACUUUUUCCAGCCGCUCCACGGUUCGGGUUUAGAUGGAUCUACAUAUGUGGUGAGCAAACGCGCUUUUAAGCCACAGAAAUCCAGGAAUUAUCCACGUCCUUUCAGGCUCCGGAACGCUCGGAAACAUGUGAAGGUGUCCACGCGCCAGGAUUUCAGGCCGAGCUGGAGGGAGAGAGACCUGGCAGAAGGACAUGACAGACCUGGACACUGACUGACGGCUGCCCGGCUCACAGAAGACUGGAGGACCGGUUGAUCCAGACGACGCAACAUGAAGGAAAAGUCUAAAAAUGCGGCCCGGACUCGUCGGGAAAAGGAAAACAGCGAAUUUUAUGAACUGGCCAAGAUGCUGCCGCUCCCCUCCGCCAUCACCUCCCAGCUGGAUAAAGCCUCAAUCAUCCGGCUGACAACCAGCUACCUGAGGAUGAGGGUGGUGUUUCCUGAAGGCCUUGGAGAGUCCUGGGGUCACGUGAGCCGCAGCAGCUCUCUGGACGGAGUCAGCCAGGAAUUAGGCUCCCAUCUCUUACAGACAUUAGAUGGCUUCAUCUUUGUAGUCGCACCGGAUGGAAAAAUAAUGUACAUCUCAGAAACAGCGUCAGUCCACCUGGGUCUGUCGCAGGUAGAGCUGACGGGAAACAGCAUUUAUGAGUACAUCCAUCCAGCAGACCACGAUGAGAUGACGGCCGUCCUCACAGCGCACCAGCCUUACCACUCACACUUCGUGCAAGAAUAUGAGAUGGAGCGCUCCUUCUUCCUCAGAAUGAAAUGUGUCCUCGCUAAAAGAAACGCUGGUCUCACCUGUGGAGGCUACAAGGUGAUCCACUGUAGCGGCUACCUGAAGAUCCGCCAGUACAGCCUGGACAUGUCUCCGUUUGAUGGCUGCUAUCAAAACAUCGGGCUGGUGGCGGUCGGCCACUCGUUGCCCCCCAGCGCCGUCACGGAAAUCAAACUGCACAGCAACAUGUUCAUGUUCAGAGCCAGUCUGGACAUGAAGCUCAUCUUCCUCGACUCACGGGUUGCAGAGCUGACAGGCUACGAGCCUCAGGACCUAAUAGAGAAGACCCUCUAUCAUCACGUCCACAGCUGUGACUGCUUCCACCUGCGCUGUGCACAUCAUUUAUUGCUGGUGAAGGGUCAGGUUACCACAAAGUACUACCGUUUCCUGGCUAAGCAUGGCGGCUGGGUCUGGAUUCAGAGCUAUGCAACCAUUGUGCACAACAGCCGCUCGUCCCGACCUCACUGCAUUGUCAGCGUCAACUACGUCCUCACGGAGACAGAAUACAAAGGCCUCCAGCUUUCUCUGGACCAGACCACAUCUAAGGCCUCCUUCCCCCACAUCAGCAGCAGCACCGCCAGCAGCCUCAUGGAGAGCUGCAAAACCCCCAAGAGCAGAGCAUCCCGACCCAAGACCAAAGCUAGAAUCUCACCAUACACACAGUAUUCCAACUUCCACACGGAGCGAUCAGAGUCAGACCAGGACAGUCCGUGGGGCAGCAGUCCUCUCACAGACUCCGCCUCCCCUCAGCUGGAGCACAGCGAAGGCCUGGAUGCCUCCUACAGCUACCGGCCUUACUCUGAUCCUCGCACCCUCUGCUACAGCCUGUCUGAAGAGCAGCACCAUGCCUCUGGUAACAACAUCCACUUCCACGCUCACGGUCAAGGCCAGAGCUGUGAGCGGGGUCGAUGUGAAGCUGGCAGGUAUUUUCUAGGAGCUCCUCCACCCGGCAGGGACACAUGGUGGAGCUCCGCCCGGUCCUUCCUACCGCUGAGCAAGAGCUCUCCGCAGAACCACGAGGAAUUUGAUGGCAGCACACCACGCAUCACAACCAUCCACAACUACCACGGCCGAGGACACUGGGAUGAGGACAGCGUGGUCAGCUCUCCUGAUGGAGGCUCAGCAAGCGACUCGGGGGAUCGGUACCGAGCGGACCGCUACCCCUGCAGCCCAGAGGAGCCCAGUAAGAUCGAGACUCUGAUCCAAGCCACGCAGCAGAUGAUCAAGGAGGAGGAAAGUCGGCUGCAGCUACACAAGGGCCCCGAGGACUCCCCAUCAGGCUUCACCAACGGACUGCCAAAGGGCCCCUUCCCAUGCUUCUCUCCAGAAUACAGCCAAGGCCCCCUGCCACUGCAGACUGUGGUCUGUCGAGGUUUCAGUCAGGUGAUCAGCCAGGCUCCAAGCCCCGCCCCCCUGUCCAGGCUCAGCAGCCCCAGUUCUGAGCGUAAACCCAAAGACUACCUACAGACCGACCUGUCAUCGCUCUCUUUACAGUUUCACCACCCUUUCGGUCGGCCGGGUGCAUGCUCGGCUUCCCCCACACCGGCUCCUGCCCUCUACCCCUCCCAUGGCCACCCGCGGCCCUACUUGGACAAGCAUGCGACGUACUCCCUGACAGGCUACACCCUGGAGCACCUCUACGACCCAGACAGCCUGCGGGGGUACUGCACCUCUGCCAGCUCCGGCCCCGCCCACUACGAUCACUUCCGUGCACCAGCAGAGCAGAACCCGGGACACAAAGGAACCUCCGUCAUUAUCACCAACAGCAGCUAACAUCAGCACUGCUGCAGGUUGGUUUUGAACGUCCCAGGCUUCCUGCGGAGGGAGGAUGCUGUUCUGGUUAGACUGGAUUGAAGUGAUGGGAAAGGCAAAAACCAAGGCUAGAGUUGGGUUCCGGUCUGUGUCCGGCUGAUCUUUGGAGCAUUUUGCACUAGGAAAGAUGGCGUUCGGUCAGCUGAGGGGACGCGGCGGCGUGCAGCGAUGCAGGAUGAAAACUACAGCACAGGAAGCGUGUGCCAUUUUUAAACCUCAGACUAAUAUGCAAAAACAUUCUCUACAUCCUGAAGGGAAAUAAGGAAAUGAGCAGAUUCAUGACUGUCACUGCAAAUAAUAAGCAUCCACUGGGAUCACUGGGAUGUGUGGAAACUGACUGGACUGACAUAUUUAACUGGGUGUGGGAGUGAAAAUGCUCAUUUGCAAACAGGAAGUGUGUUUUCCAUCCUGAUGUCGACCAUAUGCAAUCUGAUGGGCAGCUUAAUUCACCAUAAUAGAUCCUUCAAACAGCGAACAAAUGUUUGUACGACAGGAUUCAAGGUUUUUCUUGGAUUUCCCCCUUUACGUCCCCCACAGUUCUCAAAUGAACUUAUAUUUAUACAAGUUAUUUUUAAUUAUUGUUUUAUCAAAGCCUAAAAUGUGUUUCAUUUCUUAAAGUUAUUUAUGUUUUACUGUGAAUAUGGUCCAAAAAGAAGAUCCAUCCACAUGUAAGCACACAGGUUCAAAAAAAGAGUUAAAAAAAAGUAUUUAUUGAGUAAAUGUUGGGUUUGGAAUAAUGAGUUUGAAAUAGCUGCAAUCAA